AUGAGCGCGCCCAAGAAAGGCGGCGGAUGGGGCUCGCUGUUCUCCGGUGCCGUCGCCAACCUUGAGUCACGUUUGGAUACAAUUCUGGCCGAGGACCCCGACGCCUCUGCAUCUGCGUCUGCAUCUGCCUCUACUACAGCUUCGGCCGAAGCGACUGCCAACAAGCCCAAUCGCCCGCGGACCAACUCGGGAAGACUGGCACCGGCCUCCAAUGCCGCCUCUGCCGCGGGAUCGCGAGAUGCGUCGCGGACCAGAGUCAAUGAUCGACUCGCGGAGAGACUGGCCAAGGCGACACAGCAGAAGUCUCCAUCUCGAGUUUCGACUCCCGUCAACGAUGCUGGAAGUGCGAGGAAUAGCGUAGAUGUGAAGCGCCCUGUCGAUGCUUCUCGAUCUGUGUCCGACAUAGUUGAGCAGAGUGUAACGGAGACGGAGACGGCCGUGGAGGUACAUGCAGACGGCAAAGCAGAUACCGACAAGGUGGGUGUGGAUACGGAAGAUGUAGACAAGGUCAAGCCCGCACCCCAGCCCACUGCAACGCUGUCCAUGUCAGGUCUCCCCAUAAACCCGGCGAGGAUAUCGGUGGACUCGACAAGACAAUCAAUGGAUGAAGCCAGUCACGAAGGUGCAUCCACAAGACCAUCCACCGACCUACCCAAUGGCUCUGGCUCUAUCGAUACUGAUUUGAGCGCCCGGCUGGACCAAAUGCAGGCCGAGUACUCCAAGGCAGAAGCUGAACGUAAGGAGGAGAUGCACAUGUAUCUCGAACGCAUCGAUGCUCUGCAAGCUAAAUUGACCUACUUGGCCAAUGACACUGUGGCAGCAGCAAAGAAAGCCAACGCCUCAGCAGAUUCCGGGAGUGCGGAGAAGCUUUUGGCGGAGAAAGACGAGCGAAUAGCGCUACUAAUGGAUGAAGGCGAGAAGCUGAGCAAAUCGGAGAUGAAGCAUUUGCAGACCAUCAAAACUCUUCGAUCCAAGACUGCACAAGCCGAGAAAGGCACAGCAGACCUGCAGACGAAGCUUGAACGAGCGGAGCGACUGGAAACAGAUCUCAAAUCCAAGCUCCGUCGUAGCGAAGUAGCUGAGCGACACGCGAAUGAGAAGUCGAAGCAGAUCGCCAUCAUCGAGAAACAGGUCGAUGAGCUGCGUGCAGAUCGUGAGAACGCCGCGGAGCUGGUGCGUAGUCUUACGACACAGCUUAAGGAUGCCAAGGAAAAGGCUGCGCGGACAGAAACAAAUAGCAAGGCAUCGGAAGCAGACAAGAGCAGAAUUGCCAGCCUUGAGAACGAGCUUGAGGAUGCCCAGAUCGAGAAAAGACUAGCAGAAGAUCGAGCUGCUGGCGAAAUCAAAAAGGCAAAGGACGAGGCUGAGCGGCAACGUGAGAGGUUGGCCGUACGUGAGGCAGAGUUGAAGAACGAGAUGGCUGCAAUGGAGUCACGACUUGAAGUAUGGAGAUCGCAUGCAGAAGAGGCAACCACAUUGGGUGGCAGUGCCGAUGGCGAGAGCACCGUUAAGCUCAUGCGACAGGUGGAGGUUCUUCAACAGCAGUACUCUCUUGCGCAGGGUAAUUGGGAGACUAUUGAGGGCUCACUAAACGCUAGAGUGGCCGCACUUGAAAAGGAGAGAGAUGAAGCGAGCAGGCGAGAGAUGGAUGUGAGAAAGAAGGCCCGAGACGUCGCUGCCAGGUUGCRCAAAGCUGAAGAGGAGCGAGACGAUGCUUUGGACUUGAUCAGGACUCUGGAGGAAGACGCUCGAAAUCACAAGGAAUACCUAGCUGGCCUGGAAAUCAAACUGGACAAAGCCGAACGCCUUCACAGMGACGUGAGGGCCGAUCUCGACCGCCAACGCAAAAUCUGGGAAAGUGAAUUGUCUCAACGUGUCGAGGAAGAGAAGGCUCGAUGGCGAAGGGAGAUGCUCGCCUCACCAAGAACCGAAUCUCCAACGACCUUUAGCCGCAAGGGAUCGUCGGUGGACAUACGAAAGCCAGGCAUGUCUCGUUUGACGUCUCAUGAUCUUGCAGCGCUACACACGGACAUGCGACCUAUGAGCCGCCGCAGCUCUGUCAUGCCRCAACGGAUACCUUCAUCAAGAGAGGGCAGUCCAGCGAUUAGCAGACAAGAAUCUUCAUUCUCAUUUGAUGCUCAACAGCAGCACAAUGCUAACAAUCUACCGCUAACGCCUUCCAUCGAGGUCGAAAACAGCGAGGCAGAGUACUUUGAACAUCGUAACUCUGCCUCCCCACAGCGAACUCUUGCAGAUCUUGUUAGCUCCACAUCUACCGCUGGUCCAGGGGGAGCGGGGCCCAGUGUCCAGCUUGUAGAACGCAUGAGUGCUCUAGUCAGGAAACUUGAAAGCGAGAAGGCGAGUUUCAGAGAUGAGCUUGGACGAUUAAGUAAACAGCGGGAUGCCGCAAGGAGUGAGGUUGUGGAGCUCAUGCGGGAGGUGGAGGCGAAAAGGAGUGGCGAGGGCAAAGUUGACAAACUGGAAAAGGACAUGGCCGAUCUCAAGGGAAGGUACGAUGCCAGUUUAGAGAUUCUUGGGGAGAAGGAAGAAGAAGUCGAGGAGCUUAGGAGCGAUGUUACGGAGUUGAAGAGGAUUUAUCGCGAAUUGGUUGAGGCGAAGGUCGGAGGCGAGAGUGGUAAGUAA
This is a messenger RNA of Ramularia collo-cygni, 2643 nucleotides long. Its product is annotated as related to transcription factor TMF. Gene Ontology annotation, cellular component: endoplasmic reticulum; Golgi apparatus. The record is from RefSeq and is a predicted model, not a curated record. Bases 1 to 2643 code for a protein of 880 amino acids. NCBI's taxonomy places the organism in Eukaryota, Fungi, Ascomycota, Dothideomycetes, Mycosphaerellales, Mycosphaerellaceae. The transcript has a single exon.